Messenger RNA from Temnothorax curvispinosus, 1681 nucleotides. It is a transcript of the gene Ctu2, whose product is annotated as cytoplasmic tRNA 2-thiolation protein 2. Gene Ontology annotation, cellular component: cytosol. The transcript is spliced from 3 exons. Gene Ontology annotation, molecular function: sulfurtransferase activity; tRNA binding. The coding region runs from base 182 to 1573 and encodes 463 amino acids. The record is from RefSeq and is a predicted model, not a curated record. Gene Ontology annotation, biological process: tRNA wobble position uridine thiolation. NCBI's taxonomy places the organism in Eukaryota, Metazoa, Arthropoda, Insecta, Hymenoptera, Formicidae.
UGACGUAGCCACGUGAUCACAUACACGCUGCAUUCUAACCUAAAAUCAGGUGUACGAAGAUGUUUUCGCAAGCUCUAGAGACACUCAAUCUGUGAUUAAUUAUUGUAAAUAUUUCGUAACGUCUGAUUGUAAAAUACAAUUGCAAAUUAUACAAUUUGUUUGACAAGUCGCAAAAGGGGAGAUGUGUUCGGUAAAUGAUUGCAGGUUUGAUGAUAACGAUGAUGAAAUAACUAAAAACAAAGGGAAAGAUUCACUGGCAGAUGUGACACUAUGCAGAAAAUGCAAAUAUGAGAACGCUGACGUUUUAUUAAUCGGCCAAAGCGGUUAUUGCAAGACUUGUUUCCUGAUUGUUACGAAUCACAAGUUCAGAGCGGCGCUUGGUAAAUCUAAGAUUAUUCGCCAUGGCGAUUCGAUACUGGUCGAUCACUCAGGAGAAUUAAACUCCACCGUGCUCUUACAUCUCAUUAAAGCUGGCAUGAGUGAAUCUGCUCACAAGAGACUCAUCUUCAAGACAGUAGUUUUGUAUAUAGACGACAGCACUGUGGAAAGAACAAGUGAGGAAAGGGACAUGCUGCGACACAGAAUCACUGAGGAAACAAAGGCUUCUGGAUUUGACGGUUAUGCCGUAUCAAUGAGUCAGGUUUUAAACGAAGAGGAUACCUUGGACAUAAAACCGAUGGACAAAGAGAUAAACUGUGAAAAUGAUAAUCGGCUGCGCGCGAUAUUGGCCAGUUUAUCGGACGAUACCUCAAGGACGGAUCUUGCCAAUCAGCUACGUCGUAGGCUGCUCCUGUCGGCAGCUCGAAAACUUCAUUGCAACAAGAUAUUUGUGGCCGACUCCGCGGUGGACAUCGCCGCGAAGGUGCUCGGAGACGUGUGCCUAGGACGAGGCGCGCAACUCUCCACCCAGGCAAACUUCUGCGACGCUCGGUGUGCCGACAUCAAGAUACUCAAACCGAUGAGAGACUUCGCACAGCAGGAAUUGGUGUACUAUUCGGAGCACCACGAGAUAAAUUCUGUUAAAUCAACGGAAUCCCCAAGCGUACCGGCAACUUCCAUACAGGGAUUAGCGCGGAAUUUUACGACGGGGCUGGAAUCUCAAUUCUCCGGCACGAUAUCCACUGUAUUCCGUACAGCCGAUAAAAUAAGCCCAAAGAACAACGUUCAGCAAAGUACAGAGGAUAAUUGUGCGCUCUGUGAAGCGAGAUUGGACUACGUGUCUUCUGGCAAUGAAGUGACUGCCAUGAGAGCAAUUGAGGUUUCCAAACUGGUGUCUUCCAAAUCCGUUAAUGCAAGUUCUCCAAGUAAUCGAGAAAACGGAGAAUCGAAUUGCCUCGUUUCGCGGUUGGAUAACGAAGAAUGCUGUAACGACAGUGGCGAGUGUGGUUGUAAGAACGAUAUGAAGAGACAAAUAACCGCGGAAGACGUUUGGAGAUAUCUCUGUUACAGUUGCAGACGGAUAUUUCGAAGCUCAGAGAUUUUACGCACCUUGCCGGCGCCGUUAUUGUUCGCCGUUCAACAAAGAAUAGCUUUCAAGAGUAUGAGAGAGAAAAUCAGUGACUUUUUAUUGUGAAUAGAAAUAUUUGCUUCGAGAUCUUGCGCACAAGGUAACGCAACGAGAACAAUUGUACAUUAACAGGGUAGAAAUAUAUUAAGAGAUUUGUUAAACAUAAUAACAUGU